CUAUUCCAGCUAAGGAGCAGUCAGGGCAUUCGUAUUGCGGUUCUGUAGAAUCUUAUUUCUGCGUGUCAGUUUAUUUUGAAGGUCUGCAGGACGUUCCGUCUCUGACAGCAGUAGCGUGUGGGGAAGAUAAUCACAGACGCACACGGGUUACUUCCUGUUGUAUUAGUCCGUCAAUAACAUGACCAGCAUGCCAAGAAUAAACAUGAAGUGAUAUGAAAGGAUAAUUGUUCUAGGGAUGAAUGUUUACAGAGGACUUGAUGAGAAACCGGAUAUAAACACCCUCUCCUGAAGUGGCGAACUUGAAAGGUCGCGCAGCUUUGGGGGACAGUGCGAGUAUCGAAAGCACAGCGAGGACACGAAGCUUCCCUCGCGUGCGUGCUAACGCUCAGCUAACGUCACUCGGGAUGUGGAGGACAGGACGUGUCCUCAGGCUGAGGCUGACAGCCACAGGAGAAGCCUCCUUGUGUUCCAGCAAGCCAGCGAACCCUUCUUUGUCUCCUUCACCUCAGUCCAACUCGUCUCCGCGGUCCCAGGCAGACAAGCAGAGGCGGAGACGACAGCGCGAGGACGCCAUUCUGUCCAAUGCACACUCGACUGCUGAAGAGGAAGCGGUGGGAUGGAGCGAGAAGCAGACCAUGGUGUACGCUGCUCAAACGCCUCCCGGGACAAAGAAAGACGCCCGGUCUCCGUUCCCGUCUUCGUACUGCCCACAGUACGUGGAGUCCAGCUGGUAUCAGUGGUGGGAGAAAGAAGGAUUCUUUCGUCCAGAACAACAUGAGGAGCUGUCUCACCGCGUGGAUCAGACCUUCGCCCUGUGCUUGCCUCCACCAAACGUGACCGGCACUCUGCACCUGGGCCACGCUCUCACUGUGGCCGUGGAGGACGCUCUGGUUCGAUGGAGGAGGAUGCAGGGCUACAGGGUCCUGUGGGUCCCUGGAUGUGACCAUGCAGGUAUUGCCACACAGACGGUGGUGGAGAGGAGACUGCUGAGGGACCGAGGGAAGCGCAGACAGGACUUCACCAGGAAACAGUUUCUACGCGAGGUGUGGAAAUGGAAGGAAGAGACCGGAGAGGAGAUCUACCACCAGCUGAGGAGGCUCGGAGCGUCUCUGGACUGGAGCAGAGCCUGUUUCACCAUGGAUCCAGCGUUCAGCAGGGCCGUGACUGAGGCCUUCGUCAGGCUCAGCGACUCGGGUCUCAUCUACCGCUCGGAGGCGCUGGUCAACUGGAGCUGUGCUCUGGGAUCGGCCAUCUCUGACAUAGAGGUUGACUCAAAGGAGCUGUCGGGACGGACCAUGCUGUCUGUUCCUGGUUAUGACGAAGAGGUGGAGUUUGGAAGCCUGCUGACCUUCGCCUACCCUUUAGAAGGCCACGAUGGAGAGGUGGCGGUGUCCACCACCCGUCCUGAGACCAUGCUGGGAGAUGUGGCCAUAGCCGUUCACCCUGACGAUCCUCGGUAUCAGUGUGUGCACGGGAAGCAGUGCAGACACCCUUUCACCAACCGAGCCCUGCCCAUCAUCACUGAUGCCAUGGUGGACAUGGAGCUGGGAACCGGCGCCGUGAAGGUGACCCCUGCUCAUGACCAUACGGACUUCCUGCUGUCACAGAGACAUUCUUUGCCACGCGUCACUGUGAUUGGAGGAGAUGGGACCAUGACUCCGCCCUGUGGAAAAUGGCUUGAGGGAGUGAAGCGGUUCGAUGCCAGACAGCUGAUUGUGGAUGCCCUGGUUGAGAAGGGGCUGUUCAGAGGGAAGAAGACUCACCCCAUGACCUUACCUGUCUGCAGCCGCUCAGGGGACAUCAUCGAACCUCUUCUAAAGAAGCAAUGGUUCGUACGCUGUGACGAAAUGGCUGAAAAAGCGAUCCAGGCUGUGGAGGACAAGCAGCUGGAAAUCAUCCCUCACUACCACACUAAGACAUGGAAUAACUGGCUGUCCAACAUCAGUGAUUGGUGCAUUUCCAGGCAGCUUUGGUGGGGUCAUCAGAUCCCUGCUUACCAAGUGGUCUUCCCUAAUGCCACCGACAAACAAGAGGAGCUGUGGGUUUGGGGACAGACUGAGGACGACGCCCGGCACCGAGCUGCCGUUAAAUAUGGAGUGAAGCCAGAAGACGUCACUUUGACUCAGGACCCUGAUGUCCUGGAUACGUGGUUCUCCUCAGGGCUCUUUCCCUUUGCAAUGCUUGGCUGGCCUGAGCAGACCAAUGACCUUCAGCGCUUCUACCCGAGCUCCAUUCUGGAGACGGGCAGUGACCUCCUCUUCUUCUGGGUGGCGAGGAUGGUGAUGCUGGGCACAGAGCUGACGGGGCAGCUGCCCUUUAAACAGGUUCUCCUCCACUCUAUGGUGAGAGACAAACACGGCAGGAAGAUGAGCAAAUCUCUGGGAAAUGUCAUUGACCCAUUAGAUGUUAUACACGGAGUUUCUCUCGAGAGGCUUCAACAGAAAGUGAAGGAGGGGAACCUGGACCCCAGGGAGAGGCUGGUUGCCAUGGGAGCGCAGAGCAAAGACUUCCCCAAAGGGAUCCCUCAGUGUGGGACCGACGCCCUGAGGUUCGCCCUCUGCUCCCACAAGAUGCAGGGAGAAGACAUCAGUCUGUCCAUCUCUGAGGUCCUGAGCUGCAGACACUUCUGUAAUAAAAUGUGGCAGACGCUGAGGUUCACACUGGGAGUGCUGGGUGACAACACAACACCAGUGGGAACUCUGGAGGAGACGAGUGCUGUGAGCAGCUUGGACCGUUGGAUCUGCUCCAGACUCUACAGCACCGUAGUGGAGUGUGAACGGGCCCUGGAGGCCUACGAGCUGCACGCUGUCACUUCUGCACUCUACUCCUUCUGGGUCCACAGCCUGUGUGACGUCUACGUGGAGCAUAUGAAGCCGGCGCUGGUCCUCCCUGACACACAGGUGGCCCCCAGCAUCCUGUAUCACUGUGUGUCCACGUCCCUGGCCCUGCUCUCCCCCUUCAUGCCCUUCAUCACCGAGGAGCUGUGGCAGAGACUUCCCCGAGCUGCUGCCCACAGCGCUCUGUGUUUACAGCCGUACCCCCGCUCCGCUCAGCUGGCACACUGGCAUUUCCCUGUAGAGGAAAAGGAUUUCCUCCUGGUGCAGGAAGUGAUCCGAGUGGCCCGGUCACUACGAGCCCAGUGUGCCAUGACCAAAGAAAAACCAGCCAUGUGGGCCGUGUGCUCAGCCAGCCAGGCCCAGGUCCUCCAUCGCUUUGGGUCAGCUGUUUGGACUUUAAGCCGGAUCUCCAACCUUCAUAUCUACUCUCCUGGAGCGGAGCCGCUCCCCCGGGUCCACUCCACCCCUCCACCUGUAGGGAGCCUCGUCGGCGUUGUGGACCACACAUGUCAACUACACCUUUACAUUCAGUGUUGAAGCGUGCCCACCUGUCCACGUCCUCGGCUUCGCCCUCUGCACUACACUUCCUCAAACAAAGCCCAGGCAGGUACUUUCUCAUGUACCAACAAGCUGCAUUUCCUCACAACCCUGUUGUACAAUGACAGUAAAUGUACCUGUAACUUUGUAGCCUUGAAUUAAGUUUCCUCCUGCCAACAUAAAUGGAAAACCUGGCUUCUGAUGCCAGAUAGAUGAUGGAAUACUACAAAGUGUAUACAUUCAUAUCCAUAAGGACAACAAUGUAUGAAACAUUAUUCAAUGCCUUUUCUCGAGUGAUUAGUUCCAUUGGCAUAGUGUGGAGAAGUUGACUUGGUGUCUGACUCUCUCAGGGUGGAAUGAACAUUGAUAAGCGGAUGCUGCAGCUCAGCCAGCGCAGAGAGAAGCUCCUUCCAAAGCUGGAGAAACUCCUCUGCAGAGUCCGGUCUCCAGACUACCUGUCCAAGGCUCCUGCUC
This is a messenger RNA of Gasterosteus aculeatus aculeatus (three-spined stickleback), 3848 nucleotides long. NCBI's taxonomy places the organism in Eukaryota, Metazoa, Chordata, Actinopteri, Perciformes, Gasterosteidae. The record is from RefSeq and is a predicted model, not a curated record.